UGACAGCUCAAAAGUCAAAUUCCGGUUGAAUUAUCCAGACCUGGAAUUUCCCAAGCACGCCUUUUUCUCUGAGGCUUUCAAAAUUUAUCCUGUUCAUAAUCACGCCUCGUGCUUCUCACAGGCAUGUAUUUUUAGCUGUUCCAGACUGGCCACUAUGAAGGCGUGAUUUCUUAUUUACCAGACAUCCCCUUUCAAAUGACAAACAUUGCAGGGAAAAGAAUUUUGCCCAAACCUGCCCCCAUUCUUCCUUCCUAUGAUUCAGUAUCAAACAGAUUGGUACCUUCGUGUACGAUCACUUGCUUCUCAGUAGCAUAGUUGAUAUGCCCUCGUUUCCAAUUCGAGCAAGGCCAAAAGGAUUAGAGGAGGGACCGGCUUCCACACCGGAGGAGAACUUCGCCUUCAAGCAACAGAGAAUGUGGAAUAGGUAGGGCAGUUUUUUUAACUUGUUGCAGCAAAGCAAGAAACCAAAAAUGACAAAAAGGAAAGCUACAUCGAUUUUCUCCUUCGAUGUGUGGGAAAGGACCAAGGAGAGAGCCCCUUCAAGUUCAAGGUGAUUUUGAUAACCAGCAAACCACUCCUUUAGCAGACCGACUUUUGUUGAAUGGCUGUUUUCCCAUCUCAUUUAAUGCCAUUUGCCACGUCUUCACCACAAAGUCCUCUCUCCACACCAGAACUCUUUCAGUGAUGGAAGAAGUUCAAGAACAGAAGUUUGUAUGCAAGUUUUGCAACAAGUGUUGCUUCAGCGGUAAGUCAUUAGGUGGUCAUAUGAGGCGUCACCUAGCUUUGAUUGCUGCUGCAAAAAAGGAGAAAGUGAAAGCCGACAUCAACGUGGGUUUUGGAGGAGGUUAUGAUCAUGAUGACCAUCAUGAUCAUGGUGAUUUCGGGCUCGAAGAGAAUGCAACAAAUUCUUGCAGAUUUUCAGCAGAGCAAUCCAGCAGUAGUUUGAUUCCAGAAAAGGUCGACAAUCACAGCAGCAGCAUGAAUCUUGAAAACGAUGAUCAUGAUCAAGAUCAAGAUAACUAUGGCCUAAGAGAAAACCCUAAGAAAUCUUGGAAGAUUUCUGAUUUAAGGGCCUGUGGUCUCCAAGAAAAGGAAAUAUUUGCAAAGAAUGUGGGAAAAGGUUUCCCUCAUCAAGGGCUCUGGCAGGUCAUAGAGGACUCACUCUGGGAAAUUCAAGGGUCGACAUCCUUGCAAGAAAUGCGGCAAAGCUUUUGAUUCAAUGAGAGCAAUGUA
Molecule: messenger RNA, 1233 nt
Organism: Coffea arabica (coffee)
Lineage: Eukaryota; Viridiplantae; Streptophyta; Magnoliopsida; Gentianales; Rubiaceae
Source: RefSeq, a predicted model, not a curated record